GGUCGGCGGACGGUGAGACGGAAUUAGAAGGAGCGAGAAGAGAGAGAGAGAGAGAGAGAGCUGGGGAGUGGGGGAAGGUCGGUGGACGGCAAGAAGGCGAUCUCCUCUCGCGCUCGCAUUGUCUGGGGAGCAGCUGUCGCCCUCCCACCUAGAUUUCCGCCAUCCGCGGCCGCUGCUGGUGCCGAGGCCGUACCCCGAUCUCGUUCCGUUCCGAUCCGAUGUGCUAAGAGCGAGAAGAGAAGGAGAUUAUUCCUGGUCUUCCUUCUCGAGUCUUGACUUGGGAUUCGAGAGAGAGAGAGGGAGGGAGGGAGACGCAGAUCUGAGCUGAUAGAUAAAUAGGUUUAUUUGCCUCACAGAUCGGAGAGCAGAUUCACGCGCCCCAUCAACACGGAUCGCUGCUUUCCUCCCAGCCCUUUCCCUCCGCUUAACUAAGAGACGUCGUAUAUGCGCCGCCGGAACAAAGUUAAAGAUUGAUUAAAACAUCAAGAUGUCAUAGCUUACAGUAUUGAUCAAAAACCCUUCCACUAAACCUUGAAACCAAAUCUCUCUUUGAAUGAGCCACCAUCCAUGCUUGACAGAUUCAAUUGGCUGCAUCUAUUUCCAAUUGCUAACUACCUGCUUGCCGGAUUUUGAGGGGAUGUAGCGUAUCAGGUCAGGACUUGUGGUGCAGGAGGUCCAUCCAGUGCAUCUACUUCUAGCAACCAGUAGCUCAUUGCAUUCACCACAGCAGCACAGAGCAUUUGGGAGUGAUUGAAAGGAAAAGAGGAUUAACUUGUUGUCGAAGAGAAAAUGGCACCCAGCACCAUCAGAAAGGCCCUGGGAACAGUGAAGGACCAGACAAGCAUUGGUCUGGCGAAGGUGUCCAGCAAUAUGGCCCCUGACCUUGAUGUGGCCAUCGUCAAGGCUACGAGCCACGAUGAUGAGCCUGCUGAUGAGAAGUACUUGAGGGAGAUCCUCAACCUGACCUCCUACUCCCGUGCAUAUGUCAGUUCCUGCAUUGCAAUGGUGUCCAAGAGGCUGGGCAAGACCCACAACUAUAUCGUGGCCCUCAAGUGCCUCCUGCUUGUACACCGCCUCCUGGUUGAUGGAGACCCAGCUUUCCAGCACGAGAUCCUCUAUGCAACUCGAAGGGGAACUCGCCUCCUCAACAUGUCUGACUUCCGUGACGACGCUCACUCCAACUCAUGGGAUCACUCUGCCUUUGUCCGGACCUAUGCACUCUACCUGGACCAGCGGCUUGAGUGCAUUGUCUAUGAGCAGAAGCAGCUUGGUGGUCGCAAUGGCAACAGCCGCCCAUACCAGUCACCAAGGGGGGAGCCUGAUCCAUACACCUAUGGGAGUUACGGGAGGUCCUCAUACUCAUCCCCACCAGGAAUUGGGAGCGGUGGGUAUGAUGAGAGGCAGAGGGGGGAAGAGAGGAAGCCACCAACUCCCCUGAGAGACAUGAAGCCAGAGAGGGUGCUGGGCAGGAUGCACCAUCUGCAGCAGCUACUUGAUCGCUUCCUUGCCUGCCGUCCCACCGGCGCUGCCAAGCACAGCAGGAUGAUCCUCAUCGCUCUCUAUCCGAUUGUCAGGGAAAGCUUCCAGCUCUAUGCUGACAUCUGCGAGAUACUAGCUGUCCUUCUGGACCGAUUCUUCGACAUGGACUACCCAGACUGCGUCAAGGCAUUUGAGGCCUAUGCCAGUGCUGCCAAGCAGAUCGACGAGCUCUGUCUUUUCUAUGGUUGGUGCAAGGACACAGGUGUGGCCCGUUCAUCGGAGUACCCAGAGGUGCAGCGUAUUACAGACAGGCUUUUGGAAACAUUGGAGGAGUUCAUGAGGGACAGGGCAAGGAGGCCCAAGAGCCCUCCGAGGGAGCCAGCCCCUGAGACUGGGGAUGAAGAACCGGCACAGGAUAUGAACAGCAUCAAAGCUCUCCCGGCACCUUCAGAUUGCACAGAGCAGAGGCCAGAGCCAGAACCAGAGAAGGUGGCGGAACCGCCUAAGAAGCAGCAGCAGGAGGAGACCGACUUACUGAAUCUCAGGGAUGAUGCCCCUUCUGCAGAGGAUCAGUCUAACAAGCUUGCAUUGGCUCUUUUCUCGGGUCCAGGGGCGGCAAACCGUGCCAAUGGGUCAUGGGAAGCCUUCCCCUCGAAUGGUGCCCCCGGACAAGGUGAGGUGACUUCUGCAUGGCAGACACCUGCAGCCGAGCCUGGGAAGGCAGAUUGGGAGCUUGCCCUCGUGGAGACAGCAAGCAACCUUGUGAAGCAGAAGGCGACAUUGGGCGGUGGCUUCGACCCAUUACUCUUGAACGGAAUGUACGAUCAAGGAGCAGUGAGGCAGCAUGCGAACGCCCAGAUGAGCACCGGGAGCACAAGCAGCGUGGCCUUGCCUGGGCUUGGUCAGAAGACUACUCCGGUGCUGGCCCUGCCUGCACCCGAUGGCACCAUCGAGACCAUCGGGCAGGAUCCAUUUGCUGCGUCUCUCAGCUAUCCCCCGCCUUCCUAUGUGCAGAUGGCAGACAUGGAAAGCAAACAGCAGUUUCUGGUGCGGGAGCAGCGGAUGUGGCAGCAGUAUGCGAGGGAUGGAAUGCAGGGCCAGGCGAGCUUGGCCAGGCUCAACAACAGCUACUUCCCCAACCCAGCCAUGCCUUACGGAAUGCCACCAGCCUAUAAUGGUGGAUACUACUACCCGACUUACUGAGUCUCGGUGCUCUUCAUUCCUUGUAUUUAUGGUUUUGGGUUGCCCUGCGGCGUCGGUCAAUCUCUCAUCUCUGGAUUGAACUUUUUCGUCUGUAUUCAUGGUCGCUUGGUACAUGCAUUCGUUGUUGGGACUCGCUUCGGAUGGAGGCGAUUUGAGAUGUUCUUUAUUUAGUUUCUUCCUUUUAUUCACGCUUUUCUUUUUAUUCCAGAGAUCUUGUUUGACUGCAUGAAAGCGGGAUGUUGGGAUUGACUGGGUUCAGAUGUACGACGAUGUGAGGCAAUGGUCUCCUGCACUUCCGGUAGGAGUCUUCCCUCGUCAUGAGUCGAACAUCUGGCAGACGCUGACCAUGUAUUAUUAUACUCUGUAGUGCAAUAUCUGGUGGAUUUUUUA
Molecule: messenger RNA, 3072 nt
Organism: Phoenix dactylifera (date palm)
Lineage: Eukaryota; Viridiplantae; Streptophyta; Magnoliopsida; Arecales; Arecaceae
Product: putative clathrin assembly protein At2g25430
Biological process (GO): vesicle budding from membrane; clathrin-dependent endocytosis; clathrin coat assembly
Cellular component (GO): clathrin-coated pit; clathrin-coated vesicle
Molecular function (GO): SNARE binding; phosphatidylinositol-4,5-bisphosphate binding; clathrin heavy chain binding
Source: RefSeq, a predicted model, not a curated record